Molecule: messenger RNA, 1818 nt
Organism: Falco peregrinus (peregrine falcon)
Lineage: Eukaryota; Metazoa; Chordata; Aves; Falconiformes; Falconidae
Gene: DHODH
Product: dihydroorotate dehydrogenase (quinone)
Exons: 8
Coding region: 57-1295 (412 amino acids)
Biological process (GO): pyrimidine ribonucleotide biosynthetic process; 'de novo' pyrimidine nucleobase biosynthetic process
Cellular component (GO): mitochondrial inner membrane; cytoplasm
Molecular function (GO): dihydroorotate dehydrogenase activity
Source: RefSeq, a predicted model, not a curated record
UUCCGCCAGUCUGCGGGGCGGGUUCCCGGAAGUGCUCCGCGUGGCGGGCUGCGGGGAUGGCGACGCCGCUGCGCGGGCGGCUGCGGGCGCUGGCGCUGGGAGGCUGCGGGCUGCUGCUGGGCUCGGCGCUGGCGGCGGGUGACGAGGGGCUGUACGCGGCGGUGAUGCCUGCGCUCCGCGCUCUUCCUCCCGAGGCCGCCCACGGGCUGGCCCUGCGCGCCGCCGCCCUGGGGCUGCUGCCGACCGACCGCCCUGACGGCCCCGCGCUGGAGGUGCGAGUCCUCGGGCAGCGGUUCCGCAACCCGGUGGGCCUGGCGGCUGGCUUCGACAAGCAGGGCGAGGCCGUGGAUGGACUGUACAAGAUUGGGUUUGGCUUCGUGGAAGUGGGGACGGUCACACCCCAGCCCCAGGAGGGCAACCCCAGACCCAGGGUCUUCCGGCUGGCAGAGGACGAGGCAAUCAUUAACAGGUAUGGGUUCAACAGCCACGGGCACGCUGCAGUGGAGCGCAGGCUGCGGGCCCGCCAGGAGACACAGCUCAGGCUCACUGGUGCGGGGAUGCCCCUUGGAGUCAACCUGGGCAAGAACAAAAGCUCUACCGAUGCCACAGCUGACUACGUGACUGGGGUCCGGAUGCUGGGCCCUUUGGCUGACUACCUGGUUGUGAAUGUGUCCAGCCCAAACACCCCAGGGCUGCGGGACCUGCAGGGCAAGACUGAGCUGCGGGACCUGCUGACCAAGGUACUGGCAGAGAGGGACAUGCUUCCCUGUGAGCACAAGCCGGCUGUGCUGGUGAAGAUUGCCCCUGACCUCACCAUGCGGGACAAGCAGGACAUAGCGAGCGUUGUCUGCGAGCUAGGUGUGGACGGGCUGAUUGUCAGCAACACCACCGUGAGCCGCCCCAGCACCCUCCGGAGCAGGCAGCGCACAGAGCCUGGGGGCCUCAGCGGAAAGCCCCUGCGGGAGCUCUCCACACAAACCAUCAGGGAGAUGUACUCCCUCACCCAAGGUAGGGGCAAAGCAGGGCUUGGGGCAUAUGCUGGCGUCACCCAUGCUGUCCUGACCCUGUGCCUGCCCACAGGCCAGGUGCCCAUCAUCGGGGUGGGGGGGGUCAGCAGUGGUCAUGAUGCCCUGGAGAAGAUCCGUGCUGGAGCCUCGCUUGUGCAGAUGUACACAGCACUCGUGUACCACGGGCCGCUGGUGGUGGGGAUGGUGAAGCGGGAACUGGAGGAGCUGCUGAGGAAGCAGGGAUUCAAGAAUGUCAUGGAGGCAGUCGGAGCAGAUCACCGGUGGUGACACUGCAGAGCCAGAGUCUAGCCAGGAGGAGCCAUGGCCAAGCAGGGACUGGUCUGUUGAUUCCAGUGCUGUACAGGCUGGAACUGAGCCGAGGGCCUGGUCCCAGCCCCUGCAAAGGGUCAGUGAUGGAUGAAUUGGGUUGCAUUGGUGGUGGGCUGGGGAGGGGGCCUUCAUGCUAGUGCCGCUGCCCAGGGCCAUAUUUUGGCUUUCCUGUGGGCUGGGCUCUGCAGCAGAAACCAGCACUGGGUUGCAUAAGGCUCUGCUGGGCAGUGAGGAAGGCCCCGAGGGGACAGCCUUGUGUGCUACUGUAGGCAGUCCUGUGCCCUGGCUCCUGCUGUAGUACAUCCCCAUGGAGGGGCACCCCUUCCCUGGUGCUGCUGCCCAGGCCCAUGGGACCCCCAAGCCAGGGACCCUGCAGCCUCCCCAGGAGGAUCUGCUCUCUUCCCUUCUCCACUCAUGGUCCUGUAACAAACCUGCAGGCUCUGGGUCCUGCCCCAGUGUCAAUAAAUGUUUGGCUCACCUG